Molecule: messenger RNA, 2091 nt
Organism: Candida tropicalis MYA-3404
Lineage: Eukaryota; Fungi; Ascomycota; Pichiomycetes; Serinales; Debaryomycetaceae
Gene: WAL1
Product: actin-binding protein
Exons: 1
Coding region: 1-2091 (696 amino acids)
Biological process (GO): potassium ion transport
Cellular component (GO): membrane
Molecular function (GO): voltage-gated potassium channel activity; actin binding
Source: RefSeq, a predicted model, not a curated record
AUGGCAGUAUUGACAACUCCAGAUAAGGAGAAGAUUAAAAGAGUUAUACCAAAAGCCAAUAAUAAAAUCAUUGAUGCAACAGUGGCAAGAUUAUAUAUUGCAUAUCCUGAUCCUACCAAAUGGGUUUAUACUGGAUUAAUGGGAGCAAUUGCCUUGGUUGAUGAUUUAGUAGGUCAUACAUUUUUCCUUAAAUUAGUUGAUAUUACUGGUCAUAGAGGUGUAAUAUGGGAUCAAGAAUUAUAUGUAAAUUUUGAAUAUAAUCAAGAUCGUAAAUUUUUCCACACUUUUGAAAUUGAAGAUUGUUUAGUUGGAUUAUUGUUUGAAGAUACCAAUGAUGCCAGUCAUUUUUAUAAACGAGUUAUUAAUAAAUCAAAAUAUGGAUCAAGUGCUACUGUGAAAAACAAAAGUGCAAUUGCAUUGAAAGAAAGAGUUGGAUCAACACCUGGCCAUCAAGCUCCUGGUCCAAGAGGUGAAUUUAUGGAUGUUAAUACAGCACAAAGAGCAAGAAGAGCCAAAGGUGUUUUGUAUUAUGAUGAUGUACCACCACCAGAAUGGAGAUCUUUAUAUGCAGAAUUAGAAUCUGCUGGUAUUACUGAGGAUAUGAUUGCUGAUAAUAGAGAGUUUAUUAAAGAUUAUAUUGCCAAGCAAGGUGGACCAUUGGUUGGUUUGGAACCACCAAUUCCUAGAAAAUUCCAAAGAAAACACGAAGUUGAACAUUCUAGUCCUGAGCCAACACGAGUAUCAUCAGUGGCAUCUAAAGCUAAGAAAGCACCACCACCACCUCCACCACCAGGUGUAGCACCUGCAAGUUCCACAACAACACCAGAACCAGUUUAUUCUCCAUCUCCGGUACCUGAACCUCCACAGAAUGCACCACCAGCAUAUUCAUCAUCAACUCCUACUCCCGAUCCAGUACCUUCAUCAGUACCAACACAAUCUGCACCUGUUCCAGCGCUACCAGCACAGGAGCCACAGAAGAAAUUCAAAUUACCACCGUUAACAGCAAAAGCACCACCAGUUAGAAAUACAUCAUUGCCAAGUGCAAGUGAAUUAAGAGACAAACCGUUACCACAAUCUCCAAUGUCACCGGCAUCACCGGCAUCACCAGCAUACGCAACCCAUCAACAACAACAACAACAUCAAAAUACAGUUCAUCAUGUUCCACCGCCAUUAACAAAUAAUGGAAUGCAUGCACAAUUACCUCCAGCUCCUCCUGCAAGAGGAGUUCCACCACCUCCACCAGCUAGAGGAACACCUCCUGCCCCACCCCCAAGAGCAGGAACAGCCUCAAGUUUAGGAAGCCAUCCAACUUUGCCUCCAAGAAAUGCACCAACAUUACCUGUAAGAACAAACACACAAUCCAGUGUAGGUUCUGGAACUCCACCAGCACCACCUCCACCUAGAAGAGGUGCACCACCACCAGCACCACCUCCAAGAAGUAGAGUCCCAUCACAACCACAACCACAACCACCAGCACAAGCUCAACCAAUACAACCAUCGCCAAUGCAAGUCCAAUCACCUGUACCACCUGCAUUACCACAAACAGCGAGACCACCUAUUGCUACACCUCAGCAAGUUUCUGCACCACCGCCACCGCCACCUUUACCACCUCAAAUGAAUACGACUGCUGCUGUUCCAGCACCACCAGCACCACCUUUACCACCUCAGAUGAACACCUCAGCAGCUGCCCCACCUCCGCCGCCUCCAAUGCCACCUCAGAUGAAUGCUUCAGGGGCACCACCACCACCACCUCCGCCACCUCCAAUGCCAGACAUGUCAUCAGGCAACACUGGAGGAGGAUUAUCGGAAUCAACAGGGGAUGCUGGCAGAGAUGCAUUAUUAGCAUCUAUUAGAGGAGCAGGUAUUGGUGCAUUAAAGAAAACGGACAAAUCACAAUUAGAGAAACCAAGUGUAUUAUUACAAGAAGCCCGUGGUGAACCAGUAUCUACACCAGCUUCAACAUCAGGAGGAGGAGCAGGAGGUGCACCACCAGGACAACCAGCUAGUUUAGCUGAUGCUUUAGCCGGUGCUCUUCAAAAACGUAAAAAUAAAGUUGCACAAAGUGAUGAUGAAGAUGACGAUGAUUGGUAA